Messenger RNA from Otolemur garnettii (small-eared galago), 2179 nucleotides. It is a transcript of the gene ARMC1, whose product is annotated as armadillo repeat containing 1. Lineage: Eukaryota; Metazoa; Chordata; Mammalia; Primates; Galagidae. The record is from RefSeq and is a predicted model, not a curated record. The coding region runs from base 255 to 1103 and encodes 282 amino acids. The transcript is spliced from 7 exons. Gene Ontology annotation, molecular function: protein binding; metal ion binding.
GACGGAGGUGACAGGGUCACUGUGAGAGACUCUGCAGAGCCUUUCUUGGCCAGCGCUUUCUUUCUUUGGCUCCUGAGUUGGUUGGGUUGUUUGCGGUCGCCAAGGUCGGAGCUGCGAACGGAGGGGCUGGCUCCGCGCUGUCUGGGUGCUGCUACCUCACUCGUAGGUGUAGCCCUGAUGGUACGGCAAGCCGUGGACUAUUGAGACUCUGGAGCGAAUUUAAGAAGAUUUUAUUCAUGUGCAUGGUAUAGAAGAUGAAUUCUUCCUGCUCCACCAUGAAUGAAGAACCUGAUGCUCUAUCAGUAGUUAACCAGCUACGAGAUCUAGCAGCAGAUCCCUUAAAUAGAAGAGCCAUCGUCCAGGAUCAGGGAUGUCUGCCUGGCCUCAUUUUAUUUAUGGACCAUCCCAACCCCCCUGUUGUUCACUCUGCUUUGCUUGCUCUUCGAUACUUGGCAGAGUGCCGUGCAAACAGAGAGAAGAUGAAAGGAGAACUGGGUAUGAUGUUGAGCUUGCAAAAUGUUAUACAGAAGACUACAACUCCAGGAGAAACAAAACUUCUGGCCUCUGAAAUCUAUGACAUUCUUCAGUCCUCCAAUAUGGCAGAUGGUGAUAGUUUCAGUGACAUGAAUUCACGUCGAAGAAAAGCUCAGUUUUUCCUAGGAACUACAAACAAACGUGCCAAAACAGUGGUUUUGCAUAUAGAUGGUCUUGAUGAUACGUCUCGGAGAAAUCUAUGUGAAGAAGCUUUGUUAAAAAUUAAAGGCGUUAUUAGCUUUACUUUUCAAAUGGCUGUUCAGAGAUGUGUGGUGCGAAUCCGUUCAGAUUUGAAGGCAGAGGCUUUGGCAUCAGCAAUAGCAUCGACCAAGGUUAUGAAAGCGCAGCAAGUUGUGAAAAGUGAAAGUGGAGAAGAGAUGUUGGUCCCAUUCCAAGAUACUCCUGUGGAAGUAGAACAGAACACAGAGCUGCCUGACUACCUGCCUGAGGAUGAGAGUCCCUCAAAAGAGCAGGACAAAGCAGUGUCCCGUGUGGGCUCACACCCAGAGGGUGGAGCUAGCUGGCUGAGCACAGCAGCAAACUUUUUAUCCAGAUCGUUCUACUGGUGACUUCAAUUUGGGGCUCAAGGACUGUGUGAACCAACAAGGGGCCAGCUUUCCAUUGUUGUGGUGAACUGUCAAGUGCAAUUUGCAAUAAGUUAUCAUGAAAAGUUUUUAGAUUACAUAAUUGCGUAUGCUGCAUUUUACAUCUUAUUGGACAUUUUACCCCCCACUGAGUGGUAAAAAGGACAGAGGCUACGGGUAGGAUCGCUUUGUUUAUGAAGGUAUUUUGGUUUUGUUUUCCUUCGUUUAAUUGCCUCACUUUUUAAACAUGGGUCCACUGUAAAAACCAAACGUGUAUGUGCAGCUUUACAUUUUAUUUUACAUGAAGCACGUGAUUAGGAAAACUUUUCUCCUCAAGCCUCAGGACCUAUCUGAAGAGUUUUUUUGGUAGCUCAAAUUGUGCAUGAAUUACUGAACAUUUUUCUCUGCUUUUCUUCACGAAAGAUGCAAGCUUUGUUACUCUUCACUGAAAGUUGAAAACAUUUCUCAUUACCCUUCUUUUGUGCCUUUUUUUAUUUUGCCAACCAUGUUUAUCGAAAGGAUAUUACUAAUGACAUAUUGCAAAUUAAAAUAUAUUCAUUUGAACAUACUAGUUCCCUAAAAAUACAACUCUACAAAAACUUAGCAGUCUUGUUUGUUAUAAUUUUAGUAAGAUUAACAGAAAAUCAUUUGAGAAGGAUUUUGGAGAGUAUUUGAAUGUGCCCAAAUGUGGUUCUAGUUCCCUACUGUCCACUUUGGUUUAUAUCAGCUCCGGAGAGUUGAUUCCACCACGAUGUUGCAAGCAUCUGUCAAUGGUCUCUAGGCCUUACUUUAUGAUCACACACUAUCUUCUAGAAAAAAAAUAAUUGUAGUAAAAAACUGACAGACUUGAAAAAAGAAAAAAAUUGAAUGCCUGUAAUGCCAUAGUGCCACUUUGGGAGAGUCUAAUUUUAAAACAUGAAUCGUUUGGCAGAAGCCUAUUCAGUAGAUGUUUCUUUGUGUUGUCUUUUAUGAAUUUAUUAUUAAAAUGCUGCAGUCUCGUUGAAUGAAAAAAGACCUACAUGAUUGCUUAUAAAGAAAUAAAGCCAGCCUUGGUCACUUAA